Salvia miltiorrhiza (redroot sage) is the source of this 1312-nucleotide messenger RNA. RefSeq names its product short-chain dehydrogenase TIC 32, chloroplastic-like. Bases 249 to 1196 code for a protein of 315 amino acids. NCBI's taxonomy places the organism in Eukaryota, Viridiplantae, Streptophyta, Magnoliopsida, Lamiales, Lamiaceae. The transcript is spliced from 8 exons. The record is from RefSeq and is a predicted model, not a curated record.
UCAAGAUAUGUAAAUGCUACAUUGCUAUUCUAGAUUCUCAAUGCAAUAAAGACUUAAAGAGAGAAAUAAAUUCAAAUGUGAAUCACAUCAAUAAAGUACUUACGUGUACCAAUAGCUGUCGCCACCACCAUCGAAAUAAUAAUAAUCCAAAUCUACAAGAAAAUACCACAGAUUCCCAGAAAGCAGCAUAACAGUAGUUGCAUUGAGUUUCUAGCUCUUUAUCUAAGAGAGAGAGAGAGAGAGAGAAGAUGUGGAUUUUCGGAAGGAAAGGGCCGUCAGGAUUUUCAGCCUGCUCUACUGCAGAGGAAGUUACUCAAGGAAUUGAUGGCUCUGCUCUCUCCGCCAUCGUCACUGGAGCAUCAAGUGGCAUUGGAGCAGAAACUGCUAGAGUCCUGGCAUUACGUGGUGUUAAUGUAGUUAUGGCAGUGCGUAAUGUGGAGAGCUGCAAAAAAGUCAAAGAAGCAAUAAUCAAAGAGUCCCCUAAAGCUAAAAUUGAUGUUAUGGAACUAGAUCUUGCCUCUUUGGCAUCUGUUAGGAAAUUUGCAUCGGAAUACAACUCUUCGGAGCUUCCCUUAAACCUCCUCAUUAACAAUGCAGGGGUUAUGGCUACACCCUUCAUGCUUUCACAAGACAAUAUAGAAAUGCAAUUUGCAACGAACCAUCUAGGUCAUUUUCUAUUGACCAAUCUUCUAUUGGAAAAUAUGAAGAAGACUGCACGUGAAAGUGGAAAAGAAGGAAGAAUUGUCAAUGUUUCAUCAGAGGCCCAUCGGUAUCCAUAUCGUGAAGGCAUCCGCUUUGAUAAGAUCAACGAUAGUUCAAGUUACAAUAGCAUACUCGCAUAUGGACAGUCCAAGCUGGCUAACGUAUUGCACGCUAAUGAACUCACGAGGCUCUUUCAGGAAGAAGGGGUGAAAAUAACUGCUAACUCACUACAUCCGGGAGCAAUCGCCACCAACCUUCUGCGGCAUCAUGGCCUCAUCGAAGGCUUAGUUAACUGGGUUGGUAAGUACUUCAUCAAAGAUAUUCCUCAGGGAGCAGCGACGACAUGUUAUGUAGCUUUGCAUCCAGCAGUUGAAGGAGUGAGCGGUGAGUAUUUUUCGGACAGCAACGUCGGGCAGCCGACGAAACUGGCCACGGAUGCUCAGCUGGCUCAGAAACUGUGGGACUUCAGCUUGAAAUUGACGAACCCAAAAUAGUUCCACUUUGAUUCCUCGAAUCUUGUUGUCAUCACCUGUGAAAUUUUCAUCACAUGUUACUGGCCUGCCACAAUUUUAUUCUCUUCAUAGAUAUAAACAUUUGAUAUAUUUCCUGA